CUGAAGCAAAGUGCACUGAACUUAACCACUAGGCCAUGGGGCCAGCUGCCAACUACCCUUUUUAAGAUUACUCUUUCCUCUCCUGUCUCCUCCUCAAGUCUCAUCUUCCAAAUCAAGUAUCACAACCAGAAGCUGGCAAAGGGAAUGAGGGCAUGCCGGGCACCAAGGGAGGCCUGUGGCAGCAGGCAGGCAAAGGUACCAGCUCCACCAACUGCCGCUGUGCAAGAAUGAAGCUGCAUUCUUGUCAGAUCUUUCCACUUAUCUGGAGAUCCUUGACCUUCUGCUUUGUACCAAACUCCCUCUUGUUGAAUGUUGGCAACUAACUCAAAUAUUUUUAAUUAGACCCAGAGACUGAAUCAACCAAAAAAACCGAUUCCCCAGUCUUUGAGGAAGUUUCACUUAAACUUUCACAAGAGGUGAGGGAAAUAUUUACAUUCUAGUCUUCUAGGGCAGCCAAAUACAGAAGGUGGGGCAAAACCUUUAAAUUGCCAUAUUAAAUCAGUUUGACCAUUCAGAACCUGCCCAAAUAUCAUCAUCAUCAUCACCAUUACAAUUCCACCUUUGCACAGUUCUGACCUUUAGAACAGGCUUUAUUCUAGUGAAGUAAAAACUGGGACCUUUAGUUGACAACUGGCAGUUUUAAUUCAAUAGAAGAAAUGCCUACACUGAAAACAUCCACAACUUUGCAGACGCGGACUGAGCACUCCUCCCCACUCCCCCAUUCAAAGCUGUCUCUUUUCCAGGUUCAUCAGCAACACAGCCCCCACUGCCCCACGCCCCACCUCCCUGCCAAGACUGUCUGCUGCCAUGACCCCCUCCCGGGGUUACCAAAGCACAAGAGUGCCCUUGCUAAGCUGCUUGCCCCCAAGUGAUUUUCUGUCCUCCCCUCUAAGACCUUUCCCUCCUUACUCCCAUCCCUGCCCACCAGGGACCAGCAGGUGGAGGCUUCCCUGUGCUACCCCUUCCCUGAAAUACAAGAAGAGGAUGGCUAAGGACUCUGACUUGGUUUUCUGAGUCCCAGAAUCAUGCUAGAGCUUUCGGAGUCUUGCUGCAGAGCGCAUGCCACCAGUGCUCCACCAACACGCUCCAAUCAAGAGACCUCCCUUAUCUUUCUGGGUUAUUUUCUUGGAUUCUCCCCCAAAAACUCCAGGGCAGCUCUCCAAGGCCCCAUGUACCCCAUACUAUUUCUUUAGGCACUAUUUUGCUCCUUUAACAAAUAUUUCUGUCUGAACUCAGGCCGGUCCUGCUCUGCACUCUUGUAGAAGCAGCACCGGACCCUCUGCCAAGCAGUGGGUGUGGAUCAGGACAAAAAGCAAGCGUCCCCAAGCAUCCUUGGGUGUGGUGUCACCAGCCCAGGCUUGCCUAAUCAUCUACAAUGGAAACUUGCUGUUGAAAGCCUUAUGACAGAUAGUUAAAAGGCUUGUCUGAGGGUGGCGGCACCUACAGCCACAAGGUGCAGUUGAGAAGUGCCACUCACUCGCUUUGUCGUUCCUCAGGAGUCGGCCAGCAGCCCUGCCCAGUGCUCAGCCAUGAUAAGGAGAGGCUUCCCGGUGGCAGCGAGACUCAGCCACCACAGGGUCCUUCCUGGUGUACCCCACGUCCUGCCCAGACUCACCUCUGCCUCUGCGUUUGGAUCCUCCACGGAGUCCCUGGUCUCAAGAUUCUGUGUCGAGAAGACAGAUUUGAAGGAUUAUGUCCUUCCCAAUGCCAGCUGGUUUCCAGACAUGCUGAGCAUGUACCAGGAAUUUCUGGAAAAGACCAAGGCUGAUGGCUGGCUCAAACUGCCCUCCUUCAAGUCCAACAGAGACCACAUCCAGGGGCUCAAGAUACCAUCUGGGUUUGCAGUUUCCUCAGGUACUUCCUCAGACCAAGGUGACUGGCGCAUCUUCACCAGAUGCAUCCAAGCGGAAGGACAAGGCUACGAAUAUGUCAUCUUUUUCCACCCAACCAAGAAGAAAUCCGUCUGUCUUUUCCAACCAGGCCCCUAUCUGGAGGGGUCUCCAGGGUGUGCCCAUGGAGGGUCCCUGGCAGCCAUGAUGGAUGAGACCUUUUCUAAAACUGCCUACCUGGCUGGAGAGGGACUGUUCACACUAAGCCUCAACGUCAGGUUCAAAAAGUGUUUUCCUGCAGCUGCCGCUGGAAGAGGACUCGUCCCCGUAAGAGUCACCAUGUCUUCUGGAGGGCCUAUUACUGACUGCCCUGCCUGCCUGGGACCCACCACAGAGGAGGGAGGGGUCCCCAGGAAGUGACUGGUGAAGUGAGAGGGAGGGCACUUCCCUCUGAGUAAGUAAAGUCUCACAAUCACGUUCGCAGCCCAAGACCCUUCUGUAGUUGGAAAUCAAAAUCCUUCCAGGGCCUCCCACACACCCACCUUCCCAUUCAGCACCAAUGGAAGAGAUUGACUGAGCACCAGGACCAGGUGCUGGGUGAGGCCCCAAGCACACUGUGAUGAAAGACAGGGUCCCUGGCCUCAAGAUGCACAACUGCAGGCCAGGAGCAGAGUACCCAGGGUACCCAUCAGCUCCCCUACUUCACCCUGACUCCUAUUGUGGGUACAGUGAAGACACAAAGGGAGGAGGGGUCAAUUUUUCUCUAUGAAAGCAACCAGUCUAGAAAGACUUUCUAGAAGAAGCUGUGCUUGAACUGAGACUUAAAAGUUAAGUGGUGUUCAUCAGGCAGGCAGGAGAGGGGAGCCUUCUCUGGGCAGAGGGAGCAGUAAGAACAACGGGGUGAAAGAGCACAGUGACUUUAUAGACCAGCAGGUAUUGAGUGGGGCAGGAAUUCAGAGAAAGGGAAGGUGGGCUGAGGCAGGAGCAGACUAUGGAUGGCUUCAGAAACCCUGCUGGGGAGCUUGAACUCUGCUUGUAGGCAACAGAAACCUUGAAAGGGUUUGGGCUGGGGAGUGACAUAAAGUUUUAUUUUUUAGAAAGUUUACUAUGAUGGAAGUAAGAGGUCAGCAAGACUCAAGGUGGGAGUACUGGUUAGGAGACCCCUGCAGGGUUCCAAACUAGAGACAAUAAGGGCCUGACGUAGGUCAGAGCUGUGAAGACAAGAGCUAUGGGAAAUGGGCAAUCGAGGGAGUGCUGGACGUUGCCACUAACUGUGUAUAGUAGAUCUGUGAAGGGAGACUUCAAGGAUGACACUAUUUCUGACUUGGGGAUUCCAGGUGGCACCACUGGGAAUGCAGUGGAGCAGGUUUGAGGUGAGGGGUAGAUAAUGAGCUCAUUUCACAUGCAUUGAGCUUGAGCUUGAAGUGCCCAUGGAACUUCUACCACAUGGCAAUUGUUAGCAGGAACCUGAAUAUUGUGAUUUGAAGCUCAAGAUUGAUGAACCACUGACCCAGUUUGUAAGUCAUCAAUAUAAAAACUGACAUGGAACCCGUGGGAGUGGAUUAUGCAGAGUGAAAGCGAGGAAGAGGCAAGGAGAGUGACAGUGAAGGGACAGGAGAGAAAGAAGAACAGGGAAAGGGGUCAAAGAUAGAAACUUCAGUCACUCUAAGGCUUAAAGUUGGGGUAGAGAUCCAAAGACCACUAAGGAGACUGAGAACAGGACAGGAGAGACCAUCCUUAGGCGGGCAAGGUCAGUGUCAAAUGCUGAAGAGAAGGCAGGAUAGAUGAGAACUAAAAAGAGGCCUUUGGAUUUGACAGUGAGGAAGGUGGUGUUCUCCUUUGCCAGGAACAAAAUCCAGAUUACGGUGGAUGAAAAAAUGAAUGGGAAUGACAAAGUGAAUCUAGAUAAUUCUUUCUAGGAAUUUCAUUGUUGUUAUUGUUAUUUAAAGAAUGAGGUUUGAGUAUAUUCACGAAUUUCUUUGGAAGGAGCCAGUGGAGAGAGCCUGAAACUCUAGGAGAAAGAGAAGUGUCAUCCAGCUGAACAGGUAUCUGGCCUUAGAGAUGGAUCAAGAGCACCAGUGGAGACAGGAGUCACAGGAGAGAAUCAACAUGACUCUGAGGCCAAAAGGAAGGAGGUGAGGGGUGCAGAGCAGGAUGGGAAGUUGAGGAGAUUCACACCAGCAUGCCUAGAAUUCCUCAAUGAAAUAGGAGGCAAGGCCAUCAGUGGGGAAAGAGGUCUGGAGGAAGGGCAAUGAUUUGGAUAAGCCACUGUGGGGAUCAGGAAAACAAAUUGAUCAAGUAUAUGUGGACCGAGGCAGGCAGAAGGCCCAGCUGCUGGUGGAAAACCCAUAUUUGGAGUGGCACCAAUGCGAGGUAAGAGGAGGGUAUGAGCCAGCUGGCAAGACCCAGGUUGAUAGUGGAUAAGGCAGAUAAGGACAGGUAAAGCAGGAAAGAGAGCGAAAUGGCUGGUGCUCAUUUCUAAGGAGGAAAGGUUUGACAUAAGGGAGAAGAACACAGAUGGAAGGAGGCAAUGGCAAUCCAGAAGUCUGUACCUCCUCUGAGCCUGUGGAAGAGAGGGGUAGGAAACUGAGCAGCUUCCACAGAGACAGGCAGGAUUCCAUCAAGGCCAGUAGGUGGAGAGGAUGUUCAGGAAGAGGUCAAGGAUCAGAGAAGUUUUACCAAAGAAUGAGGGCUCCAAGGGACAUAACAUAAAGAAUUUUAUUAUUAGGUAUGGUAAAGCCAAAUGCUGAAAUAGAUAAACCUUUACAUCUCCGUAGCUUAACCCAUAUCUCAAAUAGAAUGUACUUCUCAUUCACAUAAAGUCCAGUUGCUGGUGUCUAGGAGUCAUUCAGGAAUCUGGCUAACAAAUGCUCUGCCAUCUUCAACACAUGACUCCCAAAGUCAUCCUGGGUAUUGACACCCAGUUGCCAGAUAAGAGAAGACAGAAUCACAAGGGAGGUGUUUGAGGGCCAAGCCUCAAAGUGUUGCUGUUGGCCAGAACUCAGUUACAAGGCCCCACCAAACUGUGAGGGAGGUUGGUUGGAAAAUAUGGUCUAACUAUAUGCUGUAGAAGAAAGGGAAAUGGGUUUGGUGAGUAGCUAGCAGCUACUGCCUCAGUCUGAGAGGAGGACCGGCAGAGGAAAGAAGAGUCUAUGUCCAAACCCUUAUCCUGGCAAGUGAAGAAUUCGAGUUCAGGCCUAAGAUGAGGUUCCAGGAUCUAGGGCUGGGGCUGGGGAUUCAGGGGGUCAGAGAGGAUGAAACUCUUUAUGGAGUGGAACAGGGUCAAAGAGUUGUGCACAAGUUCAGCAGUGUUGGGGAAGUAGGUGGAUCAGGUUCUCUUUCCAAUAACUAGACCACACACUUCCUAAGCCAUCAAUCUUGAAUGAUGGGCAAAGGACUGGUUUUUGAUUUGAAGGGCCCUGACCCAGUGCUCUCCAAAAGCUGGAGAAAUACUGGAGGCCAUUGCCAGAAAUCUUGUGGCAAUGUCCCCUCCCCCAUAUACUCAGAAAAACACUUUCUCCUUUUGUGCUUUCACAGUUGCCCUUGAUAAUCUGUUAAACCCAGAGUCUAAAUCAUUGGAUACCAAAAACCUAUUGUCCUUUAUUUAUGGUGAAGAGGAGCCUAAUCUUCAUUUAAACACUCCCAAGAGAAGAAGGGAAAUAUAUUCCAUCCUUCCUAUGCAGUCAAGAAAAGGAAAAAAAAAACAAAACACUUGUACUUGAGUUUCCAUAUUAAAAUAGGUCAAAUGCAUCCUUGCACUGCUCUGCUGGGGCCAGUUUCAAACAGAAACAGGCACAAGCUGGAAAUCUACAGAGGUGGGAGGCUCUCAGGCAAGGCCCCAUGGCCAGCCUGGGAGAGUCAGCCUUGACUGGACAAGGCCAGGCGGGCAGGCAGGGAUCUUGGUAAGGGAAACAUCAUCAGCUGCUUGAACACUUCUCUAGUGUCUAGGGCUUUGAAAGAUGCUUCCCCUUUUCCAAAAGACCAAGUAUUACAGCUUUCUGGACAGAAACAAGAGGAGUUGCUCCCUCUACACUUUAAAAACCCACUCCCAUGUGUAGUGCAUUCAUCUGGAGUGCAUCUACUGCCAAGGUAGAUGAGGUGGCAUCCUAGGCCAUCCAGGCAAAUGUGGCAGCUUAUUCUGCUUGAAGCAGAGUAUAUAUGUUCUACAGAUGCCUAAUUCAAGUGCCAAGAGAAACCAAAGAGUAAAUAAGGCAAUUAUAAGAACAACCAUUUCAAGAAGGCAGAGGACAUCCGUAGCUCAUAUCAGCUCUUAGAGAAGGGACACUAAAGGCCUUCUCGGAACUGAGACUGCAGAGCUAGGUCACUCAUCACAGGUCCUGGGUGAGGAGCCAGAGCUGCAAGGCACAGUAUAUCACCAACCGCAUCGCUUGCCAGAACCCACAGUGAGCACUGGUGGCCAAGUCAUGCAGUCUGAAGCCUAGCAUUCAAAGCCACAGGACAGACGGCUUAGCAAGAACGAAAAGUCCAAAGAGUCUUGUAGCAGUUGCCCUGAGGAAAGGCCUAUUCAUCUGGCUCGAGCCCAAGAAAGCACUCUGUACUCCCAGUCCCCUAAGUGUCCUUCUACAAUGCCAUCAGCAAAGCAAAGGAGGUCAGAGCCCUGGCUCACCUGUGAAGUUCUCAAGCAGUGACAGCGAUGGUGCUGGAAGAGGUGAAGAGGCAGCACUCUGGGUCCUCAUUCAAGGGAGCAGCUCUGUUCACAUCUGAAGACCCCUAGGGUACAAGAAAAAACAAUGCUCUUUGAGAUAGAUCUGAGUUCUAGUCUUAACUCUGCUACUAUUUGGCACAUCAUUUCUUUUUGGGCCUGUUUUUCGCUCUAUAAAAAUGAGAAGGUAGACAAGGUGACCUCCAACUUUCUUCCAGGUCUGAUAUCUUAUUGUUCUAAUUAAGUCAACUUUUGGCCACCCAAUGUGCCAGUUAUUUGCUUGAUUGCUCUCAGAUCCCCACCCUCCCCCUACUCUGCCUUAGAUUGCAGAGGGCUAGCGCCUACAAACUGCAUUUCCCAGUCUCCUUUGACAUCCAGCUUUGGAAGGCCCUGGUGGCAGAUUGGAAGGUGGGAAGUAGGGAGAAGUAAGGGUAUUCCUCCCCUCUUCUUUGCUUGGGAGGCAACUCAAGUAGUGGCUGUGGCUCCAUGGUUACCGAUCCUGCUACACAGCCCUCACCAUCCUAUUUGCCUUUUUAGCUCUUCCAACACCUUUGUAAUAAGUUCCCUGAGUUAAACUCCCUCUGUUGAACCACCUAACAAGUGCUGUUUUCCUCAUCAGACCCUGACUAAUACAGCCAGGCUGUGGAUUAUCUGUAGUCAGUU
Molecule: messenger RNA, 7155 nt
Organism: Equus caballus (horse)
Lineage: Eukaryota; Metazoa; Chordata; Mammalia; Perissodactyla; Equidae
Gene: THEM5
Product: thioesterase superfamily member 5
Biological process (GO): cardiolipin acyl-chain remodeling; long-chain fatty-acyl-CoA metabolic process
Cellular component (GO): mitochondrial matrix
Source: RefSeq, a predicted model, not a curated record